AUGCUGGAGGAGAGGCUCCUCUGUUUCCCAGGCAUGGCAGCAGUGUGGAGAGUCAUGCUGCUGUUGGUCUGCAUCUGCAUUUGGCUUCCAGCUCAGGCCCAGGGAGCUCUGGUCGUUUCCCGCAGAGAUCCUCUGAUACAGCAGUCAUACAACGUUGUCUUCCAGGAGACCAAAGAGGCUAUGGGCACAAGGUCAAUGAAGAAAAGAAGCACAAACUCUGCGAGUAUGGUGGAGGUGUACAGCGUGACAGUGGACUGCGCUGUGGCGUCUCGUUUCGCCCACACCGUCAUGACCUCCAAGGCUCUGAACAAAGCCAACACCUCCCAGGAAAUCUCCUUCGAAGUGGAGCUCCCCAAGACCGCCUUCAUCAGCAACUUCAGCAUGGAGAUUGACGGACAGGUGUAUGUCGGGGAGGUGAAGGAGAAAGAGAAAGCCAAGAAAGAGUAUGAGAAGGCCGUUUCCUCUGGACAGACUGCCGGACUGGUCAAGGCCUCUGGAAGAAAGAUGGAGAAGUUUUCAGUGUCCGUCAACAUUGGAGCCAAAAGUAACGUAACUUUCAUUCUGACCUACGAGGAGCUCCUUCAGAGGAAACUGGGCCAGUAUGAGAUUCUGACCCGAGUUAAACCCCAGCAGCCGGUGCAGGAGUUUCAGAUUGUGGCAAACAUCUAUGAGCCCCAAGGCAUUGCUUUUGUUGAGGCCACUGCAACUUUCCUCACCAAUGACCUGCUCUCCCUGGUGGACAAGACCGUCUCAGACACAAAGGCACACAUCUCUUUCUCACCAACAGUGGAGCAGCAGAGGAAAUGUCCAAGUUGUGAAGGCACCAUAAUUGAGGGAGAUUUCAUCAUCAAUUAUGAUGUGAAGCGAGAACAGAGCCUCGGGGAAGUUCAGAUUGUGAACGGAUACUUUGUGCACUUCUUUGCUCCACCUGACCUGCCCAGAGUCCCAAAGAAUGUGGUGUUUGUGAUUGACAGGAGCGGAUCAAUGAGUGGAAGAAAGAUUAAACAGACCCGGGAUGCAUUGGAAGCCAUUCUGAGAGACCUCCACAAGGAGGACCACUUUGCUCUCAUCCUGUUUGAUGAUGCCAUUACCACCUGGAGGGACUCUCUUACCAAAGCUACAGAGGAAAAUGUGUCUGAAGCCAUUGCCUAUGUCAGGGAACUAAUGGACAAUGGAGCCACCAAUAUUAAUGACGCUGUGCUGAGGGCAGUGAGCAUGCUGGUGGAAGAGAGAGAAUCUCACAACCUUCCAGAGAGGAGUGCAGAUAUGAUUAUUUUACUGACUGAUGGGAUGCCAAACCAUGGAGAGUCUAACCUCCAGACCAUCCAGAAGAAUGUCCAUGCUGCCAUCAAAGAGAGGAUGUCUAUGUUCUGUCUUGGAUUCGGAAAUGAUGUGGACUACUCCUUCCUUGAUGUGAUGAGCAGACAAAACAAAGGGCUGGCCCGCAGAAUCUUUGAGGGUUCAGAUGCAGCACUUCAGCUUCAGGGUUUCUAUGAGGAGGUGUCCAGCCCUCUGCUCUUGGAGGUGGAUCUGCGUUACCCUGACAAUGCAGUGGACUUCCUGACCAAAAACCACUAUAGCCAGUUGUUUAAUGGCUCAGAGAUCGUGGUGUCUGGACAGCUGACGGACAAUGACCCUGAUAACUUCUUGGUGGAAGUCUUCGGCAAAGGGACUGAAAAGGACUUCUGGGCGCAGGGAAAGGCUCGUGUGGUAAACUUAGACGUGAUCUACCCAGAGCAGGAGUACAUCUUUGGGGAUUUCUCAGAGCGUCUGUGGGCCUACCUCACCAUCCAGCAGCUACUGGAGAACAGUGACAUUGGCACUCAGCAGGAGAGAGACACUAAGACAGCCAAAGCCCUGGAAAUGUCAUUGCGAUACAGCUUCGUCACCCCCCUCACCUCCAUGGUGGUCACCAAGCCUGAAACUGAGGACAGACCAGGCAGCUCUCUCAUCGCUGAUAAGCUUACUGAGAAACAGCGACAGGAAGCAGAGAGACAUGGCGACCAGCGACACAGAGCACAGGGACACAGAGGUUCCUGGUCCAAAGCUUCCAGUUCCCGCAGUCAAUCAAACGUGGACGGAGAUCCUCAUUUCAUGAUAGAGCUGCCAGAGAGAGACAACGCUCUGUGCUUCAACAUCAACGACAAACCAGGCACCAUUUUCAACCUGGUCAGAGACCCAAAAUCAGGCUUUGUGGUGAAUGGCCAAAUUAUUGGCAAGAAGAAAGUUGUUCAGGAUGGUAUCACCAACACUUACUUUGGCCGUCUUGGUAUCGUCCAUCAGAAGCUGGGGCUGAGGCUGGAGGUGAGCACUGAGGACAUCUCAGUCUUCUAUGAUGGCAAGCAGGUCAAGCUGCUGUGGUCUGAUGCAGCUUCUAUCAAAGAAACCAAUAUGGAUCUCAGCCUGACUAAGAACUGCAGCCUGACAGUGACACUGAGGCACUCCGUUAAAUUUAUGGUCAUCAGACACACAAAGGUUUGGAAGAGACGUCGGGACCAUCAAGAGUACCUGGGUUUCUACACCCUGGACAGCCACCACCUGUCUGAUUCAGUUCACGGUCUGCUAGGUCAGUUCUACCACGGGGUUCGGUUUGAGGUGACAGACCUGCGUCCAGGUGAGGUCCAGGAGAGCUUAGACGCCACCAUGUAUGUGAAGGGACAAACGCUCAACGUGACCAGACACUGGCAGAAGGACUUCAGCAGCCAUGUGACGAACGGGGAAAAUAUUCCCUGCUGGUUUGUUAACAAUGAUGGAACAGGCCUCAUCGAUGGGAGAGCCUCAGACUACAUUGUGUCAGGGCUUUUCAAGACUGCUUUUUGAAUCGUGAAAAUCCAAAAUAUCAGCUGCACUGGGGCAACAUUAUUACGUGAGUGUUGUGGCAAUAGAUAGCAGAUUACAGUGAGUCACAGUGUGUCUUCAUUCACACGCAGAAACAAACAUCAUAAGAACCAGGGUAAUUACAUUUUUAUAUAAUGGCAAUACAAAAUAACAGUUUAUGAUGCCAACUGGCUGCAACGUGUGUUAUUUUUAGCUAACUGCAUGCAGGAAGUAGAAUUCGAGGUGUGUCGAAGUGUGUGUGUUUACUGGUGAAUGGGUAAGGUUUUAUAGUAUUGGGAUGUAAAUCUGCAUACUUGUUUGCUCCCUGCCAGUGCAGGAAUGACACUGGAUGCACAUAAAGUGCAAAACCUGGUGAUGUAUAAUGGUGCAGCAUGCUACUCUGUCAGAAAUCAGGGUUGUGCUUGCUGUGAAAGUUCAGUUGGACCGUUGCUUAAUGUGCUUUACAGCAAUACAUAUAUUGGCAAUAGAAAAUUCUAGCUGCUUUUGCAGUCACUAACACUACAGAGUAACACACUAUUUGUAGAUUUGCUCAUUAAUUGUCUCAAGAACUGUAUUUUUUUUGUCAGAUUAAUAUGACAAGCAUCACCAGCUGUCUCAUAGUCAUGUUUUGCACUUGAAAAAGUUUUAUGAUAUAAAAGCAGUUUCACACAGGA
This is a messenger RNA of Chelmon rostratus (copperband butterflyfish), 3491 nucleotides long. Its product is annotated as inter-alpha-trypsin inhibitor heavy chain H3-like. The record is from RefSeq and is a predicted model, not a curated record. The transcript is spliced from 23 exons. Gene Ontology annotation, molecular function: serine-type endopeptidase inhibitor activity. Lineage: Eukaryota; Metazoa; Chordata; Actinopteri; Chaetodontiformes; Chaetodontidae. Bases 1 to 2820 code for a protein of 939 amino acids. Gene Ontology annotation, biological process: hyaluronan metabolic process.